Messenger RNA from Trichoderma virens Gv29-8, 846 nucleotides. RefSeq lists its product as uncharacterized. NCBI's taxonomy places the organism in Eukaryota, Fungi, Ascomycota, Sordariomycetes, Hypocreales, Hypocreaceae. The coding region runs from base 1 to 846 and encodes 281 amino acids. Gene Ontology annotation, biological process: chromatin remodeling. Gene Ontology annotation, cellular component: Swr1 complex. The transcript has 2 exons. The record is from RefSeq and is a predicted model, not a curated record. Gene Ontology annotation, molecular function: nucleosome binding.
AUGAACAACUUCGGCGUCAUCGAGCUCGCCAGCGCCAAAACGACUUCGGCUCCCGGAUGGGCCUACGUUCCUGACACGGGCGCCCUGCCCGGAGCCAACGCUUUGCAGCCGGCAAAUCGGAAACGAGCUCGCAAUGCGCCCGCGGGCGUGACGGUUGGCGAUUUGACGGCGCGGCAAGAAGCCAAGAUUCGGAAGGAAAUCGAGGCAUUGGAGCGAGACGGCGGAAAGGAUAACUCGAUUCCGAUACCUGCGAAGAGCGGCAAAGGUGCUCUUGUGCUUAUAGCUGCUGGUAAGUUCACGCCAAACGUUCGAAAGAUCCUACAGUCGCAAAAGACGUUUUCGAACCACCUGGACGACUUCCUGGCGAUGCAGGCCCAGGCGGAGGGCGGCCCAACAGCAGCGAGCAAUAAUAGGCCUACCAACUCUAACGCCAAACGCCCAGCCGGCAAACGAGAGGCCACUGCGUCUACACCUACUGCCACUGCCAAGCCAUCGUCGAGCAUACAAGAAGAGGAUGUAGCAAUGGCGGAUGCGGACCUGCCUCCGAUUCUGGUAGGUUCAUACAGACCACCACCAACAGCCCAUCCCGGUGACAACGACCCAUUACUGGUAUCUCGUGUACCCGAGCUGCCAUCGGACGAGGAACUGAGGAAGUUGCUGGCUCACCCGCCGCUUACAUACUACGAGGCCAGAUGCAAAUGGGGGGACAACUACCCCACGCGUGUAUUCUGUGAGGUUUGCGGGUAUUGGGGACGGGUGCGGUGCAUGAAAUGCGGAACAAGAGUCUGCGCAUUGGACUGUAUGGAGACGCACAGAGAGGAAUGCGUGACCAGGUAUGGGCUAUGA